Messenger RNA from Diabrotica virgifera virgifera (western corn rootworm), 1476 nucleotides. RefSeq lists its product as uncharacterized. The record is from RefSeq and is a predicted model, not a curated record. The coding region runs from base 1 to 1476 and encodes 491 amino acids. The transcript has a single exon. NCBI's taxonomy places the organism in Eukaryota, Metazoa, Arthropoda, Insecta, Coleoptera, Chrysomelidae.
AUGAAAGAAGAAGUAAGAAAAAGAGUUCAGAAACAUAGAAUGAAAUUAACAGAGCAGCAACUUGAAGAAAAAAAGAAGAAAAGAUCGAGAGUGAUACAAAAAAAAAAGAAAGAAGGACAAGUUAAGUUUAUAAAAGACUUGACACCACGACAUCAAAGAAUAAAAAGAAAGGAAUGGAGUAAAAACAGCAAAAGAUAUAGAGAGAAGAAAAAAAUGAAAGGUGAAACCGAAAGAUUUGCUAGAGAUAAUUCACCCGCAACAAGUGAAGAUGAAGUUACAACUGAAAAUCAGGACGACCCAUUUCAUGAGGAUCUUGCGGAAAAUUUAGAUGUUAUGGAUGUUGUCAAAAAGAAAAACACACCUUCAAGGCAAAAAAAUGUUGGCCGACGAAUAGUGAAAAAAGAAAAAUCUUCAUGUUAUAGAAAAUUAAAAAAGGCAGAAUUAAAAAUUAGAGACCUAACCAAACAGUUAGCAAGAGAUCGAAAAAGGUUACAAAGGGAGAAAUCUAAAUUUAAACAAUUUUUAAAACAAAAAAAAGAAAAAGAAUCUCCUGAAACAAGGGUGACUAAAUUGAUAGCUGAUAUCGAAGUUCCAGAUAAAAUCAAAAGAAAGUUAGUUUUUGGGGAAGUUAUUAAAGAUCAAUUAGAAGAAAACGCCAAAAUGUUAAAAAAUCACAAAACUAAGAAUACGUUAUCGAUUGUGUCUGGAAGCAUAAUAAAUAAAUAUCGUUUAAGGGGCGAGACUUCAAAAAUACUUUCGUAUAGAAUGCAUCGCAAAUUCAUUAAUAAUUCCCAAUACGAAAGAACAAAACGUAACCAUGCAGUUAUCCAAAAGUUGUCAAAAUCAGUUCAAAUUUUUUUAGAAAGGGAUGAAAACUCAAAAAUGUGUCCAGGAAAAAAGGAUUAUAUAACUAAAAAUAAAGUUAAAAAACAAAAACGUAUUAUGUUGGAUUCUCUUUGCAACUCACACAAAAAAUAUUUAGCAACUGAAUUCGCAUUUCAAGUUUCCAGAACAACUUUUUGUAGAUGUAGACCUUUUUGGGUAGUCGCUCCAAAGCAAAGUGAUAGAGAAACUUGCGCUUGCUCAAAGCAUUCAAAUGUAGAAAUGAUAUGUGCAUCACUGUAUAAUGCUAAAACUAUACCAACUAAGAAGCCGGACGAACUUUUGAAAGCUAUGGUUUGUGAUGAAAAAUAUAUAGAUUGCAUGCUGCGCAAUUGUCCUAGAUGCAAAGAAAGAACAAUUCCUGUAAAAAGCGAAGUAAAUGAAAAUUUAAACAAAAUCAUAAUAUACGCAGUGUGGGAAUCAAAAGCCGAAAAAAGGGAAAUCAAAGGAGAGUUUAAAGAUGUUCGCAAAACAGUAAAUGUUCAAAAAAAUGAUAUUGUUAAAAACAUUUUGAAGAUUUUACAGGUUCAAUUUACGCCGUACAUGAAGCAUGUUUUUUUUUAUGCGACACCAGCAGAAAGAAUUGCAGACUAA